Molecule: messenger RNA, 940 nt
Organism: Dryobates pubescens (Downy woodpecker)
Lineage: Eukaryota; Metazoa; Chordata; Aves; Piciformes; Picidae
Gene: MED21
Product: mediator complex subunit 21
Exons: 4
Coding region: 48-482 (144 amino acids)
Biological process (GO): regulation of transcription by RNA polymerase II
Cellular component (GO): mediator complex
Molecular function (GO): transcription coregulator activity
Source: RefSeq, a predicted model, not a curated record
GCAGGCGCUCUAUUGGCUGCGCCCUCGGCCAAGUGGGCGGUGGCAUCAUGGCGGAUCGCCUAACGCAGCUGCAGGAUGCGGUGAACUCGCUGGCAGAUCAGUUCUGUAACGCCAUUGGAGUGUUGCAACAGUGUGGCCCCCCAGCCUCUUUCAGCAACAUUCAGACAGCAAUAAACAAAGAUCAGCCUGCAAAUCCAACGGAAGAGUAUGCCCAGCUGUUUGCAGCGCUGAUUGCACGAACGGCGAAGGAUAUCGAUGUUCUGAUCGAUUCCCUGCCCAGCGAGGAAUCCACAGCGGCUUUGCAGGCUGCUAGUCUGUAUCGACUGGAAGAAGAAAAUCACGAAGCGGCUGCCCGCCUGGAGGAGGUAGUCUACCGCGGGGAUAUGCUGCUGGAGAAGAUCCAGAGUGCCCUGGCAGACAUCGCCCAGUCCCAGCUGAAGACACGAAGCGGCUCUCACAGCCAGCCCCUGCCAGAUUCAUAGCACCAGGUGACAGAGCAGCCCCACGAAGCCCAGCUGCCACUUCCUAUGGGGACACACAGCUCUGCGUCCAGCCUGGCUCCUCUGGGGCUCUCAAGUGCUGUGGUUGCUGUUAACAACAUCUUCUGUCAAACCUCACACUGCAGCUUUUGUGUGAGGAGCACUUCUGUUGUAGAAUUGGUGGUACUGGUCUAGAGCUACAUGUAUUUAUGUAUGCUUCCUUGACUUAAAAUACUCAUUUCUGAGCUUUCUGUUCAUAAAUAUGUCUGAGUUCAGUCUGGUUUGUUGCCUUGAUUACACAAACUGUAGUCCCUAAAAGGAAUUCAGAAGGAAAACACUAAUCACAGAACAGUAGGGUUUGGAAGGGACUCCUGAAGAUCAUCUAAUUGAACCCCUCUGCUAGAGCAGGGUCACUGGAGUAAAUCACACAAACACAUCCAGGUGGCUUUGGAAUGCCUCCA